AAUCUAAAGAUAUCGGUAUCGCAGAAUUUGUUUACGUUUUCGCCAGAAAGGAUGAUCUCGCAAAAGAUUGUCAACAUUUAGAAACUACAUUGUAAAUUACACACUUCAUCGCUACAUCUAAGGAGGCAGUGCAGUAUGGCUGAUGUAGAAUAUGAAGGGGAUGCUAGACACUACACACUUUUGACUUUAAUCGGCCGUAACUUUGAGGGUAAUGCUGUGGUCCAUAUUGCUAGACACGGUUCUUCUGGUAAUCUUGUAGCAGUCAGAAGAGUCAACCUAGACAAAGUUAAAGACAGUUUUGCAGAACUUCGUCAAGAAUGCCAUUUCUCCAAGCUUAUGCAACAUGAACACAUCCUACCACACUACACGUCGUUUGUGAAUGGCAAUGAAUUGUGGGUUGUGAUGCCCCUUAUGGAACAUGGUUCUGCUAGAGAUCUGCUUGAUAGGAAUUGUCCUGAUGGAUUGAAGGAGAGUGUGAUAGCACAGAUUAUGAGAGAUGUUGUACUGGCUCUAGACUACAUCCAUAGAAUGGGUUAUAUCCAUAGGAGUGUGAAGGCCAGUCACAUCCUGCUCACCCAAUCCGGUGGUGUUCGCCUAUCUGGACUGAGAACAGCAGUGAGUAUGGUGGAAGAUGGCAAGCGACUCAAGGCAGUCUAUGAUUUCCCCUCACUAACCACAGUAAGGAACUUGCCCUGGCUAGCAACUGAGGUACUAGAACAGAAUCUUCUUGGAUAUGAUACCAAAUCCGAUAUUUACAGUGUUGGUAUCACUGCAUGUGAGCUGUCAAAUGGAUGUGUUCCUUUCUCAGAUAUGGUACCCAUGAAGAUGUUACUGGAAAAGAUCAAUGGUACAACACCCAAGCUCCUAGACUGUUCUACGCUGUGUGAUGUUGAUGGUGUGCCACCCCAAGAACCAGGCUCUAGGGUGGAUAGUGGCAUCGGUGGAAGCACUGGACUAGCUAAUGUACCCAACCCCUAUGACAGGAGAUUCUCAACUCAUUUUCAUGAUUUCAUGGAAGUAUGCCUCCGAAGAGAACCUGUGGAUAGACCCAGUGCCUCUCAACUCCUGCAGCACCCAUUCUUCAAGCAAGUAAGGAAGUCAUCUAGUGAUGUCCUUGGACCAAUGCUACAAGCAGUCCAUCCCCUCUCUCAGCUAACGGAGGGCAAAGUGGAUGACCAAAGUGAGUACAUAGACAACUCUGAGGUUGGGAACAUUGCAGAAGCUGUGCAGAGAUUUGAGACUUUAGACAUGGUGGACCCUUGGGAAUUUGACUGAAGAAUUCAACCGUUCCAUCAACAUCUCUGAGAGUUUGAUGAUGCCCAGUAACCUAUGCAGUCCAAGAAAGGUGGUGUUACAUAAAAGGGGUUCCUCACUCAUGUACAUAGUUGCAAGUGUAUCUGAACACUGAUAGCACAUGAUGUGAUAUAAAUUUCUUUGCAAUUGCAUGGGAUUUUUAAAGCUCUUGAUAUAGCAUUAAAGUGAGGGCCGUAAAGUAGGCUUGUUCAUCAAAGCACGCUUACAGAGUU
Molecule: messenger RNA, 1526 nt
Organism: Lytechinus variegatus (green sea urchin)
Lineage: Eukaryota; Metazoa; Echinodermata; Echinoidea; Temnopleuroida; Toxopneustidae
Product: STE20-related kinase adapter protein alpha-like
Exons: 10
Coding region: 136-1275 (379 amino acids)
Biological process (GO): protein phosphorylation
Molecular function (GO): protein kinase activity; protein serine/threonine kinase activator activity; ATP binding
Source: RefSeq, a predicted model, not a curated record